Messenger RNA from Emiliania huxleyi CCMP1516, 2193 nucleotides. RefSeq lists its product as hypothetical. Gene Ontology annotation, biological process: L-arabinose metabolic process. The coding region runs from base 1 to 2193 and encodes 730 amino acids. Lineage: Eukaryota; Haptophyta; Isochrysidales; Noelaerhabdaceae. The record is from RefSeq and is a predicted model, not a curated record. The transcript has 8 exons. Gene Ontology annotation, molecular function: alpha-L-arabinofuranosidase activity.
AUGCUCGCCACUUGGAAUGCUACCCUCGUUCUCAACCUUUCCCAGCCCACGCUGCCAAUCCUCACUCCAACCGGCAUGUUCGGCUCAUUCUUCGAGGACUUCCUCCACGCUGCUGACGGCGGCAUUUACGCUGAGAAAUUAUCCAACCGCGCACUCGGGUUCGGCCUCGCCGACACAGCAAGCGACGAGGGCUGGUACAGCGCUGGUGGCGACGUGACACGAGACGACUCUAUGCCUUUGAACGUUGCAGUGCCUCACGCGCUGUGGUUGCGUCCAAGCGACGGUUCCGACGCGGUCGCGAUCAACAAUGGAUUUCUGGCGGGUGGCUUUGCUGCGCAAAAGGGCGAGAAGCUGCGUCUCUCGCUCUGGGCAACAACACGCGGCUUUGAAAGCCACAACGGCUCGCUCACAGCGACGCUGCUUGACGGCGGCGCACCAAUCGGCAGCGUAGAGCUGCUGUGCGCAGGCAAGGCGCUGCCCCGCUGGCAGCAGCUCACUGCGACACUUGUCGCGAGCGAGGCGUGCGAGAGCUGCCGUUUGCGUCUCGUAGCGAGUGCCAGCGGCAGGGUCAGCGAGUCACGGCCGGCCGUCCUUCGCACGCCUGGCGGCUGCUACGUCGAGGGGGAUAAGCUCGCGAACGGCUGGGUGUGGAAGAGGACGCUGGGCCCGAUCGAGACCCGCCCCGGCCACUACAACGACGUUUGGCGCUACUGGACUGACGAUGGGAUCGGCAUGGCCUGCAUGUUCGAGCUCCUCCAGAUGGCGGACGACGUCGGCGCAAAGCCGCUGCUCGUCGUGAAUGCCGGCUGCUCAAAGAGAGGGCGCGCAGACGCUGGCCACCUCGGGCAUGUCCUUGCCACGUCCAUUCCACGUCCAUAUGGCAUGUCUGGCAGGCCUCACGACGAGAACGGGUACGCGGCCAACUUUGUGGCGAUCGCGAGCGCGGUGCGUGCGCGCCACCCGGCGCUCCCGCUCGUGGUUGGCUGCGAAACGCAGGCGCAGCUCGACGCAGUGCUCAAGGCGGAGCCGUCGAUUGCCACGCUCGCCAGCCUAGAUUGCGGAAGACGCGCGCCCCUGCUCGCCAACUUCUUCGACGUGCACCAGCGCCACGACCCGACAGCCAUGCUGCAGCACGCGCACGAGUUUGACGCUUAUCCACGCUCGGGCCAGCCGAAAGUCUUUGUCUCCGAGUACUCGUCGCCGCGAAAGCUCUUCCCAAACUCGACCACUCUCGGUGCGGCGGUGGCAGAGGCGGCCUACAUGGCCGGCAUCGAGGCGAACGGCGACGCACGUCCGGACGACCGGCACGGCUCGUCGGGUGUGUCGGCCAUCUCGAUCAGCUCCUCGUCGAGCUUCGGCAACCCAAGCUGGGCGGUGCAGAAGCUCUUCAUGGCACACCAGCCCGCAGGACUGCUACGGAGCAGCUUGAGUGUCUCUGGAGCAUCGUGCACCGCGUGGGCCAAUGGCGGCAGCUGCGUCGGCGAUGCCACGCCGAGCACGAUGCUUGCCGCGUCGGUCUCCUCCUCGGCCUCCGGUGAGGCGCAGGUCAAGCUCGUCAACUACGGGCCUCAGGCGGUGGCGCUGCGGGUGACGGGCAAAGGCGACGGGCAUAGCGGCGUCGGCCUCGCCACUCUCUCGUGGAUCUCGGGAGCGGAGGGCGACGUCAACUCGUUCGAGUACCCGCGCCGUGUGGGGGUACGGCGGCGGGCGGCCGACCCGGGGGAGUUCAAGCUCAGCCCGUGGAGGAGCCACAUCAGGAACCCGCUAAGCUUCAAGGACGCGCUUCGCAAGCUGGCUUCACGCGCUGACCUUGGCUUCGUGUCGCUGAGCAGCGAGCUGGGCAUCGUACACGACGUCUGCGCCGGUGCUGGGCGAGCAAACGGUAAGCACGUCCUCGCCCUGGGUCGGAAGACGGGCGCCAUCCGACUCAACUGCGCCCGAGACUACGUCUUCCCAAAGCGCGGCUGCUUCGCCGUCUCCGCCCGCCGCAUCCACGCCACCCCACAAGAGCAGUGGGCUGCCUACUACCGCACCUUUGCCGAGCAUCACGCGCCUGUGGUGCUGCGCGGCCGAACAUACGAAGGCGUGGACGGGCUCGAGCGAGUCUGGCCCUUGCUUUUCGGCUGCUACAACUCGACCGCGGCGGGACCGCACCCCGCGCACGGCACGCUCGAAUGCUAUGACGCUGAGUGA